Molecule: messenger RNA, 2921 nt
Organism: Diachasmimorpha longicaudata
Lineage: Eukaryota; Metazoa; Arthropoda; Insecta; Hymenoptera; Braconidae
Exons: 3
Coding region: 96-1535 (479 amino acids)
Source: RefSeq, a predicted model, not a curated record
AUUGGGGCAACAUAACCUCUAUCAAGCAGCUGUACCUCUGUGAGUCGUCGGAUCUAGGUUUAUUAGAAGAUUGGAGAAAACAACAAUAUUAAAAAAUGGUGUUCCAUUGUUCUUUUCCUGGUUGCCCCAAGGAAGCAAGGUUCCAGUUUCCCCCAGCGACUAAAGGUGCGGCAGUUCGCCAGAAGUGGCUGGACUUCGCCGGAAUUAAAUUCGUAGAACCAUUCUCGACGAGAGGUCUGUGCGAAGAUCAUUUUACUCCAGAUCAAUUUCUCAGGGAACGUGCAGAAACAGGGUCGAAUUUGAGCAGAACCAGGCUGAAGUAUAGAGCUGUUCCAACAAUCGGUGUUGUUAAUGUGACGAACCCGGUGGCAGAUCCACAACCCGUUGCCACGAGUGCGGAAAAACGCGCCCGAUCGAACUCAUCGAAUGCAGAAGACAUUGAAAGAAUCAAAAAAACUUAUUUUCGUGUUUCGCUCCAAGACCUUGGUAGUACCUCUGCAAAUUCCGAUAUCGAUCAAAAAAAAGAAGAGUAUGAUUGUUCAACUGCAAGGCAAGACCAUACAUAUCAUUCAACUGAAGAGGUCGUGUCAGGCGGUACGGUUUGCCAUGAACAUGCAUCACCGCCCGAAAUUGAAGAAAUACUUCCAGAAAUGUUUUUCGCUUCCGAAGUUAUUCUCUCAGGCUCACGAAGUCAAGCGACCCAAACUGACCCAACUAGUAUAGACAAAUCUACCCAGACAGAUUGUAGGGUUCGGCAUUAUGCAACUCAAACAAAAAUUUCCUUCGCUUACAGUAUCCAUAGCUGGCGAAAGAACAGGACAAUAAUUACGUACUUCACGAGCCUAGAGAACUACCAACAAUUUAAAAUUGUCUUGGCAUCACUUGGUCCAGGGGCACAUUACCUCAAAUACAAAGACUGGAAACCCCAGGGUGUCUCGGUCGAGGAUCAGCUCUUCAUAACUCUGUGGAAGUUGCGACGCAAUUCAACUGACUUGGAAUUGUCUUUUUAUUUCCAGAUAAGUAAACCUGCUGUCAGCAAUAUUCUUCACGCGUGGAUUCCAUUCAUCGCUUGUCAAUGGCAGCGCCUGGAUUGUUGGCCGAGCCGCCAACUUGUCGCCUAUUUCAUGCCAGAUUGUUUCAAGAAUCGUGAUCCUCCAGCUGAAGCAUCGUAUGUUGAAAGGACUCGUGAUAACGUGGAAGUAGCUGGGACUUCGACGGGGACUGAUGAGCCAAGUGCUAGUACAUCCUCUGGUGGUUCUAAUGCUCAGGAGAUUCUGGCGCGUCUCGGUGUGCACCUGGAGAUGCCACAAGUGGAAGACCAACAUCGGUCAUGUACAAGAGACUCCCAGGAUAAAGGCGGUAAAAAAUGGACGCCUGGUAGCUUUGAACGACUCAUUAAUUCUAUGAAUCAGUUUAUGAUAUUGAAGAAGGAUUUGAGCGGUGGCUACGCUAAGUUCGCGGAGGAAAUUGUCUCUAUUUGUAUGAUAUUGUGUUGCUUUCGAGACUUUCUGACCAACCGAGGAGAUUCCUCAUAGUACCAACUAUUUUUUACCGGAGAGAGAGAGAAAUAUUAAAGAAAAAUUAACAGGAAAAAUACGUGAAAAUCACGUUUCGAAAUGACACUGAGGGGGAAACUAAAUGCAAUAAAGACUGUUAGGAAGGCCGGAAAUUUUACGUUUCUGGCGGAUAAACGUGACGAAUUUUGGAAAAAGUUGGCAUCUGGGUUAUGACUUAUGAUGAGAGAAGACUCUACGUACCUGAUGUGUAAUUUUUACUGAAUGAUAAUUUUUUAUACAAGCAAAGAAAAAGAAGAAGGUUGCUUCAAUAUUUAUUUCUGUAUCGCAUUUGAAAAAAUAAGUUUAUCAAGGCAUUAAUUCAUCACGAUACUGACAUCUCCUUUGGGGUUGGAAGGAUGAGAGGGAUGAGAAGCCAGUCACGGAUUCAAGUCGGAGAUCUUGCCAUGACAGAGAUAUGACGUCAUUGUAAUUGUACUUAAAAUUUUAUACUUGAUUUUCUGUUUUUACAAUAACUUUCUUCUGUUGUUAAUGACAUUUGUUGCGUCACCACGGCGCACACGAAUUUUCCUCUAGCUAUCAGUUGUCCGCGUCCGACACGAUUGUCUGACAAUGCACGAUAAACAGUGAAGUCAUCAUAGCCAAUGCAUCUUUGAAAAUUUACGGAUUCCUAUCUUAUACGGAUGUUCAUCGCACAUGGCGGAUUUAUGGAGAUAAUCGGUUACCUCAUAGCCAUAAUCGAUCAUUCAAGCAUCAAUUAUUCCAUUGGCUAUUGGUUAAUCGAUUAUUUAAUAGUCGAUAAUUUGAUAAUUGGUGUUUGGACAAUUGGUCAUUUUUAUAAAGAAAAAGUCAACGCAAAAGGACAUUAACGACGCGGUCGUAGUGGCACUAAUAGUAGUAAAACAUGUGUGCUAGUUCCGUGUAAAAUAGUGAAUUUUCAAAAAAAUCUCAAUUUAAAGAUUCAGAAAUUUGCAAUAAUUCUCGCAGCUUUAGUUAAAUUUUAGGUGCAGCAAAAAAAUUACAUUUUCCGUAUUUCACUGGCAGAGAAAAUUUACUGAUAAUUUCAUUUAUUAUCCUCUGAAUAGACGAUCAACCAAUCAAUGAUUGAUUGAUUAUCGUUGGUAACCGUUCUGUAUUAUAAAAGACCAAAUCGACAAUAUUUUUGAAAUUUAUGUACAAAAAAUGAUAUUGUAAUUUAAUAAGAAAGUAAGAUUAGAAAAGAUUAUGUAAAUAGGUAAUUUCUUAGUAUAUAUUUUUCUCCGUUGAAUGCUGUUGAGGAGUAAUGUGUUCUUAAAUGUAAACUUGAGUAAAUCAGCUGUAUAUUCUAUUAAUCAGAUUGUUUAUAUCAAAUACAGAACCAAAGAGCCUGAGGCAUUUUCUAAGUUCUCGACUUUGAAGUCUAUUAGU